CCAGCUGGCAGAGAGUGGAACAGGAUUCUCCUUACAACCGCUGGCAACAACUCUUACAUUGUAAGCUGACUCCAACAGACAAAAAGAAUGAAGAUUACCAUAUUCACACUUUGCCUGAUUGGGGCAGUUUUCGCCAACCCAAUUUUGAAACCAAGUGGCCUUGAAGCAAACAUGAUCCAAAGUGUGUCUGCUUCAGAAUCAUCAGAAAAUAGCAAUUUAGAAAUUCAGAGUUCUGAAGAAAACACCUCGAAUGAAAGUUCAGAGUCUGACUCAUUGGAAUCAUUGGAGUCAGAAGACAAAACAGACUCCUUGGAUGAAACCAGCGAUAACAGUCGGGGCAGUGAGGAGAACAUUCAGAAGGACUGGAUUCGAGUGUUUUCCAAUGUUGUCAGAGAUGGGAGUGUGGAAGAUAAUGACAGCGAAGAGGUCAAAGGUCAGUCAGACGCCACUGACAGCAGCGACAGCAGCGACACCUCCAGCGACAGCACAGACGCCACCGACAGCAGCGACACCUCCAGCGACAGCACAGACGCCACCGACAGCAGCGACACCUCCAGCGACAGCACAGACGCCACCGACAGCCCCAACAGCAGCGACACCUCCAGCGACAGCACAGACGCCACCGACAGCCCCGACAGCAGCGACAGCACCAGCAGUGAAAGCAGCGAGAGCACCGAAGAGAGCAAUGGCAGUGACAGCACAGAGCAGGUCAACGGCAAAGACUGCACACGUGGAGAUCAGAUCAAAACCUGUGAAAGCCAGGAAUAUUUUUUCCAGGACGUCGGAGACGACGCCCCGAACCCAGUGGACCACUUUAUGUCACCAGAUCAGGAUCACAGGGAGUUUAGUCUGAGGAGAUGAUGAUGACAAACUAGUGGUCACUCAGAGAGUGUACACUUCCGCUACCGCUGAUAUUUCCUUCUCUCCCUUCAUGCUCAUCACACACUGUUAAAAAAAGAAAUAAAUAUGUUUUAAUGUAAAAACUGGCAGCUGUUGUCAGAAUUUCCCUGUUUAAAAUACUCUGCAAAUGUGAAGAAUCUGACAGUCCAAAUUUUGUAUUACAGUCAUAUAUAUAUAUAUAUAUAUAUUUAUAUAUAUAUGAAGCAGGUUUUUUAUCUGUUGUGCUAAUUAUUGUGUUCAGUUAUAAUGUUUUUAUUAUACUUUACUCUGUGAAGCACUUUGUCUCAAGUUAAAGUGCAAUACAAAAAAAUUGUUGAUGUUUUUAACAUUUGCAUGGCCAUGUUGUUGGCAGAUAUUUUUGUUUAACUGAAGAAAUAUUUUACCAAUUUUUGAAUGCAUUUCUUAUUUUCUGUAUACUGUACGGUAAUAUAUAUUUAAAAUGAUUUACUAUCAUAGAUUCUGCAUUUUGCUGAUCAUUAUCAGAGAUCAUUAUCAUAUUUUCAGAAAUAUUUUACUGUAGCAAUGAAAUGUUAUUGAACACUAUUAAAG
Messenger RNA from Thalassophryne amazonica, 1449 nucleotides. It is a transcript of the gene scpp1, whose product is annotated as secretory calcium-binding phosphoprotein 1. The record is from RefSeq and is a predicted model, not a curated record. Bases 88 to 861 code for a protein of 257 amino acids. Lineage: Eukaryota; Metazoa; Chordata; Actinopteri; Batrachoidiformes; Batrachoididae. The transcript is spliced from 8 exons.